Zootermopsis nevadensis is the source of this 3366-nucleotide messenger RNA. Its product is annotated as homeobox protein six4. The record is from RefSeq and is a predicted model, not a curated record. Gene Ontology annotation, molecular function: DNA-binding transcription factor activity, RNA polymerase II-specific; RNA polymerase II cis-regulatory region sequence-specific DNA binding. NCBI's taxonomy places the organism in Eukaryota, Metazoa, Arthropoda, Insecta, Blattodea, Termopsidae. Gene Ontology annotation, cellular component: transcription regulator complex; nucleus. Gene Ontology annotation, biological process: regulation of transcription by RNA polymerase II.
GUCUAGGGCGUGGGAUGAGUCUUCGGCUCCCAUAAGCGGUGAGAGAGAGAGAGAGAGAGAGAGUUCUUGACUGGCUGUGCAACUGUCAGCUGCUCUGAUGAUGUCAGUCUUCGUUUUCUCAGUCUGGCAACAUUUUUUGCGUGGGUCGUAGCGCCGUGCGGUCCGGCGGACUUUUCUAAAGUCAACCCCAAAUCUUUAUUUCGCCGCAUUUCUAAGGAUAAAACUCCGAUUUGCAACUUGUUGCCUGUGCACGAAGUAGAGUUUGGGUGGAGCUCGUCUCAGGCCAGUUCAUUCUCGCCUGAUUCCUGCGCCUGUACCUGGAACAGAAGCCGACCCUCCCCGCCGUCCGGGUGUUUCAGUCCGGAACGUGGGCCGACCAAUGAGUAGAGACGCGACACGCCCACGGACCAAUGGCAGAGGGGGAUGCUCGUCGUCGCUGCGAGGACGGUGGACGUGCAGGGUGGAAGUUCCUGCCAGUUGUCUCGCUGGGCUGCGUGAUGGCUGCUUCGAGUGAUAGUUUGUCUUCGCCGGAGACCGAGUCCACCGGAUCCCAUGGGAGAAUGAGCGUGGUUCAUGACUUGGGGCCCUCCGGUGCGAACUUCUGCGGGGGCACGACGUCCUUGAACAACCAGCAGCAGAUUAUGGUCUCCGAGUUCAACACCAGGAAGACCGUGGCCUUCUCUCAGGAGCAAAUCGCCUGCAUCUGCUUGGCUCUGCAGCAGGCCGGCAACUUGGAGCGCCUCGCGAGGUUCCUGCUGUUCCUGUCGCCCGAGGAGCUUCUGCGGGGCAACGAAGCCGUGCUCCGAGCGAGGGCGGCCGUCGCGUACCACCAGGGCGCGUUCCAAGAGCUGUACGCCAUCCUGGAGUCGCACAACUUCGACAGUCGCUACCACGCAGAACUGCAGCAGAUGUGGUUCAGCGCGCACUACAAGGAGCACGAGAAGACGAGGGGCAGGCCCCUCGGUGCGGUGGACAAGUACCGUCUGCGGAAGAAGUACCCGCUGCCGAAGACGAUUUGGGAUGGCGAGGAGACCAUCUACUGCUUCAAGGAGAAGUCGAGGAACGCCCUGAAGGAAUGGUUCGACCGCAACAGAUACCCGACGCCUGACGAGAAGAGGAACCUGGCGAAGAACACGGGACUGACGCUGACGCAAGUGAGCAACUGGUUCAAGAACCGGAGACAGAGAGCCAGGACGUCGGAGCCCAGAGGUGACCUGAGUCUGAUGUGCCAAGCGAGCGAAGGUUUGCUGGGGUCGCCACCCGUGGACAUCGCUGACCUCAAGCCCUUGUGCUACUCGGCAGCAUCGAAGCUCUUCGGCGAUUCCAGUGGCGUGGGCGUGGUAAAGAACGAGCCGGGGGUCUCCGAGGGAAGACCGGGACACCACAUGCUCCACCCCGCGACGUACCAUCACGGUUACCAUGGAUACGAUCCGGGAUCACUCCACCAUUCCUGAGCAUUGCCGGCGAAUAAUGGCUUCCGCGAUCACCACGCCGUCAGGACGUACGGGGCAGCGCCACGUAUUAUUAAUCUCGGCACCAGGUGCAGGUUCACGGCGAGCUUCACACCGCCUGGAUUAUCCAGCCAAUUUGCAAAUGGCGUUCUUAAAUUUUUGCUAGGAACAUUUUGGCCUUAUUUUAAAUUUGGAACGAAUAAGUAAUCGUGCUUCGUUAUCAGGAGGUCCCUUGGUUUUUUUUACGGACGUUCGCUAAUUUUACGCUGUAUGACCAAUGAAGUUGAUAAAACGUUCGUAAACAAAGGAAUGAAACGUAGAAAAAUUAACUUCUGAAACGCUCCGAGUGUGAACUGUUGGGACUGAUGCUGGAAUUGUGUCUCAUUUCCUUUUAAACUUGAAACUAAUGUGUAGAAAACGAGUGCUUCAUUAUCUGUUCCCGAAAUUCUUCGCAAGUGGCUCUAGUAAAAUGUGCAAUGUUAACCUGCGUUUAUAUUUUUCGUUGGUAGAAGUCGGCGCAUCGUUUGGUCUUUUUCUGCGUACGUUCAGACGCGGGUGCAAGUACGAGGCUUCGUGCGUGAAUCGGUAAAGUUGCAUUCUUCAUUCUCUAUGUAAUAAUUUCACGACUGUUUUUGUAAAUGUAAGUGCGUGUGUGAGUUGUAGUCGUUUUAAUGUUCCGCGGAAACGCCGUCAUGUUCGUCCAAGCCAUAUUUUCCAAAUUCUGGUGCCUCGUUAUAUAAAUCUUUAAGAAAACGACUGUCAGAAUUUCUGUGACGCAUGUUAAAGCCAAUUGGCGUGCAGCGAACAUGGAAAAUAGAUUUAGGAACUGGUAGAACUGCAAAUUGGAAAAGUUGACGUUUCCAAGGCAUUCUUCACGCCGUCAUGUUGGUAGUUCUUGCACUAAUGUCAUCGCAUCUUUCGGCCGUGUCGUUGGGAGAAACCCCACAGACACAUGGUCGCGCCCGUAGUGUGUUCUUUCCUUCGUUCAGAACGUAAAGACGCCCUAGAAAUUGAUGUACUAAUUGCGUAGGGCCGUGGCGUGAUCAGAAUAGGGCCCGUUGGAGGAGUUGAGUUCCCGUCGCAGAUGCUCGAUCGUCGAAAAAGGAAAUUGCGCACAUCCGGUCGCCGUGAAUGUAGGCAACUGUUCCUCCACUGCUGUGGAGCGGUGUAGUCUCUGCAGUCACCAUAAGGCGCUGUACCUACGAACAUUUGUAAUAUUUCAUUCUUCCGUACAAUUGAGCAGACGUCCUUUUCGAAAUUAUCGUGAAUGGCGAGUGGGCGAAGUCGUCAGGAAGAAGUUCCCACAGUUCCAGUUCCAAUGAAGACGUUUCUGUAGCUCGGAACCUCGGCUCGAUGGAAGAACGAUCGUUCCUUUUGGCGUGGAGAUUAUGGGAAAAGUCGACUGUGUCCUGGGUUCCAUACCCGGCGGUAAGCAAGCCAAAAUAAUGGCAUUUGUCAAAACGAUUAAUUUUUAAUGUAAUUGCAUAUUUUGUUACGUAAAAUUUUUGAGUAACUUACGAACCUUGCAACGGCGUACUAGUAAACUGACCUAAUGUUUGUAACGUUGUGGCCCGCGAGCCAGUGGAGUAAAGACGAUACUCGGUGUGUGUGAUUCUGUUGCAGCAGAUAUUCUACUUAAAAUGACCCUCUUACGACUUUGAAUCUAUGAAACAUACACGAUUUUCAUUUGCCGUACGAUUAUAUUAUCAGUUUUGUGCCAAGAAUUUGUAAGGACUCGUUACUGCGACGGAUAUUCAAGAAAUCUGAGCUUGAAACUUAAUUCGCUUUCUGUACAGAACAGAUUAAACGUGCGUACAGGAAGAAUGUGGAGUUGCUUCAUGUUUUGCUGUGUCAGUAUUUUUCAAAUGCAAACUGUAAAUAUGUUUUUUUAAUAAAUAUUAUAUUGGUCGUUUUA